Molecule: messenger RNA, 1325 nt
Organism: Mercurialis annua (annual mercury)
Lineage: Eukaryota; Viridiplantae; Streptophyta; Magnoliopsida; Malpighiales; Euphorbiaceae
Exons: 5
Coding region: 241-1257 (338 amino acids)
Source: RefSeq, a predicted model, not a curated record
CGAAUAGGCCCAUGAUUUCUGAUAUCCCACAUUCCCACUUCUCCCCCUUUCUCUCUUCGCCGAACACAAUCUCUAAUCCGUUAACCCCUCUCUGAACCCGAACCACCCACCGUCGACUGCUGCCGUCGCCGCCACAACCACCAUCGUCAACGUCAAUCAUCGAUACAGAUCUCAUACAUAAACAGCUACUUUAAUGACGGUUUUAUCCCCUCUUCUCUAAGAAUUACCAGCUCUACUCUAAUGGACACGCCGCCCAAGACUCUCCGUGGUCUUAACAAGCCUAAGUGUAUUCAAUGCGGCAAUGUUGCUCGCUCUAGGUGUCCUUAUCAGUCAUGCAAAAAUUGCUGCUUCAAAGCUCAAAAUCCAUGUCAUAUUCAUGUUUUGAAAGCAAAUCCAACUGUUCCGGAAAAGACACCAACUUCAAAUUCUCCUCAAUCUGACCAGCAGUUAUCUGAAAUAUCUCCUGUAGCGAGUUCACUUAGAGUUGCAUCCCUUCGGCAACUUUCUAAUCAAUUUUCUCAAUUCAAUAAUUUGCAAGCUUCACGCUCAAAGAAGCCAUUGACUAGAAAGGAAGCUGCGGCUAUAAAUGAAUGGAGAUUUUCCAAGUUGAAGGAAUACAGAGAAAGGAACAUUGAAGUGGAGAAUGAAGCAUUUGAUCGGUACAUGCAGAACAUUAGCUUACUAGAGGAGGUAUUGUCUGUGAAAUCUAUUCUAGAAAGCUCCACUAAAGAAUCCACAGAAGAUUGUUCCCUUUCAUCGGAUCCUGACCAUGCUGCUGCUAAAUAUGAAUGUGAGAAAGUAACUGCCUUGCCGAAUUUGAAGCUUCGAUUGAAACCUACAAGAAGUGAGAAUGAUCGAAAGAGAAUACAACAAAUUGUUGAUGUAGGAUUACAAAAGCUUCAAAAACGAGAGUUUAAAGAUCGCCUUAAUGACAUAGACAACAAUAAUGAGGAUGAUAAAAAGCCAGAAAAGACGAAGAAUUUGCGGGCAGAAAGGACGUCAGCUAUAAGUGAUCUAAUCGACAAAUUGAACAAAGCCCGAAAUGAAGAGGAUCUAACAGCAUGCAUGGAGAUGAAAGCGCAGCUCUACAAUCACCAAAACGAGACCAAAGAUGCGGAGGCAUCCGAGAAACAGACUGCCAAAAAAGAAUUGAAUUAUCUUUCACAAAAAUUGUUUAGAACAGUAGAAAUUGAUCAGGAAGAUCUCAACAAGAUAGACAAUCACUUCUUGACUUUAGAAAAAGUAGUAAAUUUGUGAGAUGUAAUUAGAUGGAUAUGCAAUAGUGAAUGCAGUUUAAGGUGGUUCAACCAGAAGAUUUUAAACUA